AUGCAAGGAUCUUACGAUGACAAUAAUUACACUCUUGUGGGAAGUGAUGUUAAAAUUCUAAAAGAAAUUGCAAACGUUUUGAAUUUUUCAAUUCAAUACAGUUUUGAUCCAUCGCCAGGUGCAUGGGGGAGAUUAAAACCAAAUGGUGAAGCUGCUGGUGCAUAUUUGAAAAUCAUAAAUAAGGAAGUUGAUUUAAUGAUUGGAGGUCUUACGAGAACUGUAGCGAAAAGUUAUUUCAUUUCGUUUUCAUCUACAAUAACAUUUGAUUCUCUACUUGUGGUCAUUCCUCCUGGUGCACCAUUCAGUGCAUUUGAGAAAUUGAUUCGACCUUUUGNUCUACUUAUUGAAAUACUGCCUGAAACUAAUUUCACAAGUUAA
Molecule: messenger RNA, 378 nt
Organism: Clunio marinus
Lineage: Eukaryota; Metazoa; Arthropoda; Insecta; Diptera; Chironomidae
Source: the annotation of a GenBank genome assembly